ACUACUGCCGCCAGUCCGAGUCCGAGUCAGUGAGAGCUCUCACGGCGCCCACACUGUUGAGAGCUGAGCUGACCACCGUUCCGCCAAGACUGAUACUUUCGUUUGUGUUGUUGGAUUCUCAAUCUAAGUUACAUCAAACCCUGUACAGAGUAAGCGUACGGAAGCCGUAGAGCAUCGUUCGCUACUCGUUUGAAAUUGACCCAGUUCAGGGAACCUUCUAGCCGGAACAUGCCGUCCCAAUCCCAGGAAAAUGACCCUACUAACCGACUGCGGAACUUCAAGAACAAAGGAAAAGAUUGUGAUGAAAUGCGGAGGCGUCGUAAUGAAGUUUCAAUUGAGCUGCGUAAGGCAAAGAAAGAUGACCAGCUGCAAAAGAGAAGGAACAUCACUAUUGACGAAGAAGCAACCUCCCCAUUGCAAGACAACAAUGUGCAAAUUAAAUCUCCUCUAAUGUCAAUUACCGACAUCCUGAAAGGUAUGCAAAGUCAAGAUGAGCAGCAGCAGUUGAUUGCAGUGCAAGCUGCCCGUAAAACUUUAAGUCGUGAGCAAAAUCCCCCCAUUGAUGAUAUGAUUAGGGCUGGGGUUGUUCCUUACUGUGUUCGGGCCCUUGAAAACUUCAACAAUCCAGCUCUACAGUUUGAAGCUGCAUGGGCUCUGACAAAUGUAGCCUCUGGUACUUCUGAACAAACCUCUACUGUUGUGAAGGCUGGUGCAGUGCCUCGCCUUGUUCGGUUGCUUGGCCCUGGCAAUCCACCUAAUGUUGUAGAACAAUCCGUCUGGGCUUUGGGUAACAUAGCUGGUGAUGGACCAUCCAACAGAGACCUUGUGUUGACUAGCAAUGCCCUUCCAUUUUUGCUGGAGCUGGUCACACCUGAUACUCCUGUGGCUCUGCUGAGAAACAUUGUGUGGACACUUUCAAACUUGUGCAGAAACAAGAACCCACCACCUCCAUUUGAAAGUGUGAAACCAUGCUUGCCAGUGUUCUGCAAAUUGCUGCACUACACUGACAAUGAUGUCAUUGCUGAUGUUUGCUGGGCUUUAUCAUACCUCACGGAUGGUACCAAUGACAAAAUUCAAGCAGUUGUUGGUACUGGCCUUGUUCCUCGUCUAGUUCAGCUUUUGGAUAGCAGAGAGGUUCUGGUGCUGACACCUGUCUUAAGAACAGUUGGCAACAUUGUCACUGGCAAUGAUCAGCAAACAGAUGCAGUGCUUCAAUCCAAUGUUUUACCCCGUUUAGGGAAACUUCUCGGUCACUCCCGCCCCAACUUGGUGAAGGAAUCAGCAUGGACUCUUUCAAAUAUCACUGCUGGAAAUCCGGAACAAAUCCAGCAGGUUAUUAACUGUGGCCUUAUUCAGCCUCUUAUCCGUGUUUUAAGAGAGGGAGAUUAUAAGUCGCAAAAAGAAGCAGCCUGGGCUGUGACAAACAUUACAUCUGGAGGUAGUAUUCAGCAACUAUCAGUCUUGGUUCAAGAAGGAGCUUUGCACUGUAUGUGCAUGCUGCUGGAUUGCAAGGACCACAAGUGUGUCAAGGUUGUUAUGGAUGGCAUUGUUAAUAUUUUGGCCACUGCUGAGAAGACUGGAGAUUUGGAUAAGGUUGCCCUUCUUGUGGAAGAAUGUGGUGGUUUGGACAAAAUUGAAAACCUGCAGAAUCAUGAGAAUGAAGAAAUUUACCAGAAGGCUCUGAGCAUCAUUGACACCUAUUUCUCAUCAGGGGAGCCUGAUGAUCCCAAUCUUGCACCACAGCAAGUCAAUGGGCAACUCAGCUUCAACACAGGAGCUGUUCCUGAUGGAGGUUUCUCGUUUUAAAAUCCACCCAGUGCAUUAGAAAAUUGAGAAAUGUGAUAUAAAUUAUUUUGUACAACCAGUGAUGGACCAAUCUAGUGGACCAAUUCCUAGGAAUACUUUUAUAAUUUUUAUUAGGGCUCAAAGCUCCUGCUCAUGGGUAUUGUUCAUGUGAAUCUUUUUACUUUUGGAAUGCCAAUGCUUGAAAAUAUCAGUCGAAAACUAAUGUUAUGCCUCCUAAUUGUUUUAAUCUAAUGAUUUUAGGUAGUGCCAUCAUCUAAUCAAUUGUAAAAUUUCCCUGUACCUUGAAAUCAUUAAAAUGGAUUUCCUCUUUA
Molecule: messenger RNA, 2117 nt
Organism: Frankliniella occidentalis (western flower thrips)
Lineage: Eukaryota; Metazoa; Arthropoda; Insecta; Thysanoptera; Thripidae
Gene: Pen
Product: importin subunit alpha-1
Exons: 10
Coding region: 229-1806 (525 amino acids)
Biological process (GO): NLS-bearing protein import into nucleus
Cellular component (GO): cytoplasm; nucleus
Molecular function (GO): protein binding; nuclear import signal receptor activity
Source: RefSeq, a predicted model, not a curated record